AUGGCCCAGGACAAAGGAUCGAGCAAAAGCAUCGCGCGCCAGUCGGGCCGCAAGUCCGGCAGCGGCGUGCGGGCUUCCGUGUCUACAAGCGGACCUGGAGCGCGGUAUAGCCGGCUCUCGAGCCGCGUAUCGCGGAUAACCGGCACGAAGAAGGGACAGCAGACCGGGGAGGACGGCAAGAUCAUCGUCAUCGACCCGGUGACCGGUGUGGAUGCUACGCCCAAGCCCCUUCUCAGCGCCGCACCGGACGAGACCGCGAGCGGCCACCAGCCAAGCAUCCCGGCCGCGGAGGACCAGCGCGGCUCGUUCACGGAAAUCGGCGCGGGAGGCGCGAGGUCCAGCCUCCCGUCCGCAGCGCUCCUCCUCGGCGACCAGGCCGACGACGUCCGCCCGACGCCCGACCGCGCGCCCUCCGGCGCCCUCGCCGCCGGCGCCUCCCGCCGCGGCGCCGCGGCGAAGCCCAAGCCCACGGCCGUCGUGUCAGCCAUCCACGAACUCUACCUGCAAGAUUCUGACCUGGAUGCGCUCGUCGGCAUCCAGCUGUCCGAGACGCCGACGAUCGACAUGUUCGAGCAGAUCCCGCGCGUCGUGUCGGUCGAGUCGGCGGAGGGCCGCGAGGUCCGCGCGCGCAACGAGGCGUACCAGAAGCUGUUGGAGGGCAAAGUUGGGAGCGACAAGUACAUCAACAACGAGACGCAGACGAUCAACGGGCUGGAGAAGUCGCGGCUGGCGCAGUGCGACCCCGUGCAGUUCUCGAACGCGGGGUCGCAGGCGCAGGGGCAGGACAUUGAGCGGGAGCUGGGGCGGGUGGCGACGCGCACCGAGACGCUCGAGGCGCCGAACACGAGGAUGAAGCUCGUGGUGAACACGUUCGAGAACGUGCAGGACACGAGCGCGCUCGGGCUGUCCGGCGGCGGGUCGGGCAUGAGCACGGACGGCCGCGCCAGCCGCGGGGGGGGCUCCACGAUGAGCAUGAGUAUGAGCAUGGGCGCGCACGGGAGCAUGUUCGGGAGCAUGAUGGCGAUGGGCAAGGGCAAGGGCAAGCCCAAGGUGCCGCAGCAGGAGUCGCGCACCACCGUCGCCGUGUCCUUCAUGCCGGACGACUCUAUCAUACUUUCAGAGCUUCCGGGGAUCGCCGAGGCGGUGCGCAUGGUGGAGUGCGCGGUGGCGCAGAACAAAUGCCACUCGGAGAUCCUGUCGUACCACGACGUGCGCGCGCCGGCGGCGCUGCCGCGGCUGGACGACGGGCCGACGCCGGACGCGUCUGUGCGGCCGGGAGACGACGCGUCGAACGCCGAGCUGGGGACCGCGCCGUCGAUGCACGCCGAGAAGUCGGAGCUGCUCCCGCAGCCCAGCGAGCUCGGGCCGCCGAGCCGAAUGGAGAGCAGUCUGCACGACGUCCAGGGCUCGAGCAAGCGUGGCAAGGGGGCCGGGGAGGGCAAGCCGCUGAGCAGGCAGACGUCGAUGGAAUCGGACAUGUUCAGCAUGGUGGGCGGGCGCGCGGGCAUGGGUCAGAUGAAGCUCCUGUGGACGAACGCGUGCGCGGCGACGGAGGGCCUCAACGUCACGUCGCUGGCGUUCAACCGCGCCGAGGCCGGGAUCCUCGCCGCGGGGCACGGCCAGCACCAGUUCGACUCCGGCGCGGAGCAGAUCGUCGCGAACCCGAGCGCGACGACGGACCAGACGGCGGACCGCGUGGACGAUGGCGGCAAGGACGAGCACGGCGGGCUGGUGGCGCUGUGGUACCCGAGCUCGCACAACUGGCCGCGGCACAUCAUCCGCACUGCGACGGGCGUCACGGCGCUCGACUUCUCCCGGCGGUACCCCAACAUCCUCGCCGUGGGGCUGUACAACGGCGCCGUCGCCAUUUACGACGUGGCCAACCGCGGGACGUCGCCGGUGAUGAUCGCGAACCACCAGUCGGGGCAGCACACGGAGCCCGUGUGGCGGCUCGUGUGGGUGGACUUCGGGGACCGCGGCGAGGCGCUCGUGUCGAUUUCCACCGACGGCCGCGUGACGCGGUGGUCCACGGCCAAGGGCCUCGAGCACACGGACCUCAUGCGGCUCAAGAAGGUCGCGAGCCCGCUGCAGCAGGCGUCGAAGCGCGCCACGGCGGGCCAGGAGGCGUUCAUUUCCAGGCGGGCGUCGGGGAUGUCGCUCGACUUCUCCACGCGCGACCCCUCGAUAUACCUGGUGGCGACCGAGGAGGGUUCGAUCCACCGGUGCUCGACGAGCUACUCGGAGCAGUACCUGGAGUCGUUCUGGGGCCACAUGGGUCCCGUGUACCGCGUGCAAUACUCCCCCUUCCUCCAGGGGGUGUUUUUGUCCGCGUCGGCGGACUGGACGAUCCGGCUGUGGCGCGAGGGCAAGCCCGAGGCGCUCCUGACGUUCUCGUCCGGCACGGUGCAGAUCAACGACGUCGCGUGGUGCCCCAGCAACUCGACGAUCUUUGCCGCGGCCACGGCGGGGGGGAGUCUCGAGCUCUGGGACCUCGCCGUGUCGACGCUCAAGCCGAUCGAGCGGUUCCAGACGGGCCUGGGGUCCUCGCUCACGUCGGUGCAGUUCUCGCCCGCGCACCCGAUCGUCGUGUGCGGUGGGUCGUCUGGCGAGGUCAGCGUUCUGCGGCUGUACGAGAUCGCGGCGUCCGGGACGCCGGAGGAGCAGGCGCAGCGGCUGGAGGACGUGGUGACGCGCAACGUGAUGAAGGCGCGCGCGCGGAAGGGCGUGCUGGACAAGGAUGCGGCGGAGAAGGCUGUCGAGGGGGAAAAGUAG
Molecule: messenger RNA, 2772 nt
Organism: Pedinophyceae sp. YPF-701
Lineage: Eukaryota; Viridiplantae; Chlorophyta; Pedinophyceae
Source: the annotation of a GenBank genome assembly